CUUUUGGGCAAAAGGAGUAGUGAUGGUGCUUGGAUAUUUGAUGUAAAAGACUUAUCACAUAACCAUGAGCCAUCUACGGACAUCUCCGGACAUCCCUCGUUUCGUCAGUUACCAUCGGAAAGCAUAAAAAGUGUUAAAGAAAUGACCAAGGCAGGGAUUCCCCCGAGAUAAAUUCUUUCUUCUUUGUGUCAACAAACCCCAAAUAUACCAGUAAUCUCUAGAAACAUAUACAAUGUGAAGAGAAAAAUCCGAAGGGAAAAUUUAAGGAAUCGACCUAUGAUCAAUGCAUUAUUUGAGGAGCUUGACGAAGGUGGUUUUACUUAUGACAUUUCACAUAAUGCAGAGGGGCGGAUAUCUCGUUUGUUCAUUGCACACCCUUUGUCGAUUAAAUUGGCUAAAGCUUUCUCCAACAUAUUUUUGAUGGAUUGCACCUACAAAACCAAUAAAUAUAACAUGCCACUCCUUGAUAUUAUUGGUGUUUCGUGUUUUAAUACUGCCUUUUAUUCUGGGUUUGUUUUCUUGGAAAGAGAAGAUGAAGAAAACUAUUCUUGGGCAUUAUGAGCAUUUAAAGAGAUUAUUGGACAAGAUCCGUGUGUGAUUAUGUCAGAUAGGGAAUUGGUGUUAAUAAAUGCCAUAAAAAAAGUUUUUCCUACGACAUCACAUCUUUUAUGUGUUUGGCAUAUUGAAAAAAAUGUACUGGCAAAUUGCAAGAAAUAUUUUGGACGUGCCGAGGAGUUCUAUAUUUUUAUGUCUGAUUGGAAUAAUGUUGUAUAUUCGACAACGGAAGCUCUUUUUGAGGAAAACUGGUUUGAAUUUACAUCAAUUCAUAAAGAGAAGAAAGACGUAAUUGAGUACAUAAAAAAUGUAUGGUUGCCUUGGAAAGAAAAGUUUGUUAGUGCUUGGACGGAUAAGUACUUGCAUUUUGGCAAUCGAUCGUCAUCAAGAGUUGAAGGUGCACAUGCUAAACUUAAACAAUAUUUGCAAGUUUCCACGAGAGAUUUGAGGGAGGUGAAAGAGAAAAUUUGUCUUGUAGUUGAGCAUGAAUUUAAUGAGAUUAAAGUAAAGCUCUCAAGUGAGAAAAUUCAUGUUCAUCAUGAUGGCACUAUGCCAUUAUUUAGAGAACUUCAUUAUCACGUAUCUCACUUUGCCUUAAAGGAGAUAUAUGAGCAAUAUGGUUUUACGAAAGAUGGUAGUAUGACUCCUUGCACCGGUCACUAUAUGGCAACCAUGGGUCUUCCAUGUGCUCACAAGAUAAAAUAUUGGCAAGGAACUACUUUUCCAUUGGAUUUAAUCCAUCCGCAAUGGAGGAUUGACACACUGUCGCUAAAUUCACAAAAUGAUUUGCAUGAUGAAGACACUGGUAGACUUGAUGAGCUGCUUAAUGAAUUGCGCUCAACGUACCAAAGGUGGCCCUUAAACAAGAAAAAACAUGCACUUUCGCUGAUUACUGAACUUCUGAACCAAUCUAAUGCCUUUUUUGAACCGGUGGUUCAACGACCAAAAGGAAGACCUCCAAAAUCAAAAAAGAAAGGAGGAAUAACAUCAACGACACGGGAUCCUUCAAGAUUUGAGUUGGUAGAAUCUUCACAAAGACGUAAUGAAGCAAAUGGUGAAAACAACUUAUUUGAUUUAAACGUAUAUCCAUUAGAUACAUUUGAUUUAGACGGUCCUUUUUAAGUUCAUCAUAGUAUUUUUUUUAUUGACAUGGUUGCUUGAUUCAAAUGUUCUUUUUAAGCCUACCAUAGUAUAUUUUUUUAUGUGGAUACUUGUUUAGUUUAACGGUUGUUUAAUAAAUUUGAUUGGAC
Lactuca saligna is the source of this 1805-nucleotide messenger RNA. Lineage: Eukaryota; Viridiplantae; Streptophyta; Magnoliopsida; Asterales; Asteraceae. The record is from the annotation of a GenBank genome assembly.